Molecule: messenger RNA, 4043 nt
Organism: Salarias fasciatus (jewelled blenny)
Lineage: Eukaryota; Metazoa; Chordata; Actinopteri; Blenniiformes; Blenniidae
Gene: pdpk1b
Product: 3-phosphoinositide dependent protein kinase 1b
Exons: 14
Coding region: 176-1879 (567 amino acids)
Biological process (GO): peptidyl-serine phosphorylation; intracellular signal transduction
Molecular function (GO): protein serine/threonine kinase activity; ATP binding
Source: RefSeq, a predicted model, not a curated record
GUUGAGGAGGUUGUUAAUGUGUCGAGGGGGCGGACACAGCGGGACUCUCCUCUGCUGUCCUGCGGUAACAUUGUUGUGGAACGACGUCACAGCUCGAAAAUGAAGGCGCAGAGGCAGCCAUUACUGGAGCUUCUCUAAUUAUUUUAUUCCAAAUAAAUACUCGCGGAAAACUCCCAUGGCAAGAGCUACAAGUCAGCUGUAUGAUGUUGUGCCCAUUCAGCCCAGCGUUGUCAUCUGUUCCUGCUCGCAUCCAUCAAUGGUAAGAAACCACCCUGACUCCUGCUCGCCACUUGCUAUCCCAGGCGCAAGCAGCAGCCACUGCCCUAGCAUGGAGGGCUCGGCCCCGGCCUCAGAGGCUCGCGCCGUCGGAGCGUCCGCCAGUGGCCAGGGCUCCGAGCUCCGCGCACAGCAAGCCGUCCAGGCCCCACAGCCACGCAAGAAGAAGCCAGAGGACUUCAAGUUUGGCAAAAUCCUCGGAGAGGGCUCCUUCUCAACGGUUGUCCUGGCAAAAGAGCAAGUAACAGGGAAAGAGUAUGCAAUUAAGAUAUUAGAGAAGCACCAUAUUAUGAAGGAGAAGAAAGCCCAGUACGUGAAAAGAGAAAGGGAUUUGAUGUCAAAUCUAGAUCACCCAUUCUUCGUCAAGCUCUACUUCACAUUUCAAGAUGACGAGAAGUUGUAUUUUGGUCUCAGCUACGCUAAAAAUGGCGAGCUCCUGAAAUACAUUCGCAAAAUUGGUUCAUUUGAUGAGACCUGCACGAGAUUCUACUCCGCUGAAAUAGUUUGUGCUCUAGAAUACUUACACAAUAAGGGGAUAAUACACAGAGACCUAAAACCAGAAAAUAUUCUUCUGAGUGAAGACAUGCACAUUCAGAUCACAGAUUUUGGGACGGCAAAACAGUUAUCAUCUGACAGUAAACAAGCGAGAGCGAACUCGUUUGUGGGAACAGCGCAGUACGUUUCUCCAGAGCUGCUAACAGAGAAAUCAGCCUGCAAGAGCUCGGACCUGUGGGCCUUGGGAUGUAUUAUCUAUCAGCUGGUGGCUGGUUUACCACCGUUCAGAGCUGCAAACGAGUACCUAAUAUUCCAGAAGAUAAUAAAGCUGGAGUACGAAUUUCCAGAGAAAUUCUUCCCCAAAGCCAAGGAUCUUGUUGAACAGCUUUUGUCACUGGACCCUUCCAAGCGGCUCGGCUGUGAAGAGAUGGGCGGGUACAACCCACUGAAACAACACCCAUUCUUCGACAGCAUCUCCUGGAGCAACCUCCACCUACAAACUCCCCCCAAACUCACGCCCUACCUGCCAGCCAUGUCCGAAGACGACGAGGACUGCUACGGCAACUACGACGACCUCCUGAGCCAGUUCAGCAACAUGCAGGUGGCCCAGUCCAGCUCCUCACACUCCCUGUCGCCGCACGACUCCACGCCGCCGCAGAGGUCCAGCAGCAACAUCGAGCAGUACAUCCACGACCUGGACAACAACUCCUUCGAGCUGGACCUGCAGUUCACCGAGGAGGAGAAGCGGCUAUUGCUGGACAAACAGACCUCUGGAAACCCCUGGCAUCAGUUUGUGGAAAAUAACCUGAUCUUGAAAAUGGGUCCAGUGGAUAAACGGAAGGGUCUGUUUGCUCGACGGAGACAGCUGCUCCUCACUGAAGGACCACACCUGUACUAUGUGGACCCUGUCAACAGGGUCCUGAAAGGGGAGAUUCCUUGGUCCUUAGAGCUACGCCCCGAAGCCAAGAACUUCAAAACCUUCUUUGUUCACACGCCUAACCGGACAUAUUAUUUGAUGGACCCCAGCGGAAACGCGGACAGAUGGUGCAAGAAGAUCCAGGAAGUGUGGAGAAAGAUCUAUCAAAGGCACCAAAACCCCGGCCUAUAGGAGCACAGCUCAUCCUGUGCCCACUUCUCUUUAGCUCCGAGGCCAAUCACUGAGCAGAGUAACACCCUCUUUAGUGCCCUUCAUCACCGCAAUGUAAACAAACUCUUAGAGACGCUGGCAUCUAGACCUUGUUUGUUAUCCUGAGUAAAAUCAUGGGAAAAAUACAACUUUGGAUUCAGGGUUGCUUUGCUUGUUCUUUGUGCUCUCUGUGAGGCUUCUAUUGCAUUUUUUUUUCCCAUGUAUGAAUGAUAAGACUUCCACCAUGCACAUCUGCUUUUUGUACAUUCUGCAAGGGGGAAGAGAAGGGCAAGCUUGUCUUAUUGAAUGACACAAGCUUGGGUACCCGCUAGGACUAUCUCAAAACGCAAGGACUGGUUUCCUGCUUCAACGAUAACUCAGAAUCUAGCUGGUCUGAACCGGAGCCUGUCAUGAUAUCUUCAUUAAACCAUAUCCUAAUCCUACAUCUUACAUGCAAGCAGUAGUCAAGCCCCACUUCCAGUGCAUAUACUCUAGAAUUGUAACAGAUGCUGUAAACCCAUUCAGUCUCACUCAGAUCCUGCAUAAGGUUUUAUUUUUUUUAUAUAUUCUUUUUUUUUUUGUCGGAGCCCAAAAAUUUCUACACAUUCAAGUUUUGUUUUUGUUUUGUUUUUGUGUGUGUUUUGUUUUUUGGUUUCUUGGUACUUGCUUGUUGCAACCAGUUAAGGUCUCCACGUAACACGGCAGAGUGCCGGUCUGCAGUGAGACAUGGGUCCGAUCCAGUCUCUGUGUAAGUGUGAGCCUUCCAUAGCCGUUACUGAGGAUGUUUUGCUAACAGGGGGCGGGUAAACAUGCCACUAGCUUGUACUUCCUAAUCAGAACUUGCUUAUCUUUCCUGCAUGGCCAGUUUCGUAGCUCAGCCUUGUGCGCUUCUCUCUCCCAGGGCACUGGAGAUAUAGUUUAUUCAAGUUUAAAGGUGGGUAUUUUUGACUGCAUUGGCAACCAUAGCGAAUAUUAUUGGAUGAUUUGGUUGUUCUGUACCAUUCACUGGCUAUUUCUUUGUGGUGUGAAUUUUUUCGACUUUUUUUUUUUUUCCUUUUGGUGACCUAGUCACCUCAUCCUCAGCACGUCCUUAUUGAAAACAGAAUCUUAUGUGCUGACCACCCCAUGCUGAACAGAAAUCCUUCAUCAACAGAGAUAUACACUCACACAUAGAUACACUAUCAUCCUCAGAAGCAAUCACAGUAAAGCUGUUGUCCCUGGACAAGAUGGCAGAACUGCCUCAUCGGCCGAUCGGCCCAAUAUUUUAUUCUAUUUUGUUUAUUUUUUUGUUUUGUUUUUUUAUUUCCUUCUCAUUCAUUCUGAUGUUUGGCCCAAUAGAAAUUAAAGCGAUUGAUUUACCUUGUGCUCUUGUUUUAGCAAUAUGUAUGAUCAUAAUGCUUUUAAUUUUGGACAUAGUACCUUAAGGUCCUUUCCAAAGGUCCUCUUCCUUCAGCUGAGUCUGUGUGUGCAGUGUGUGACCGGGACCCUCCGGCCCAGGGCUCCAUGUGGUUGGAUGUCAGUUCAAAGGAUAUCUAUUUGAUCCAAAUAACCGAAGAAAUUGCUGUAUCUGUCUAUAAAGUCGAGGAGACGCCAGACAAGUGUUCCUCCUCUAGUUAGAAAAAUAGUUUGAAUCAAGGUGAUGGCAGUCGGUUACAUUGUGUAUGGAUUACUCUACCUGGCUUGUAACUGACUAGAACUGUGAUGUACAGAUGAUGUAUUAUUAAAAUCUGAAGCAAGUAAUGCAAUGAUAUUAGGAUACAGUUUUUGUAUUUUUAUUCUUGUAUAAGGUUAUUUGAUGGCUAUUGUUUAGCCUAUAGUUCAUUCUGUGUUAUUUAAAUUCUAAUAUAUGAAUCAUAUUUGGAUUGAAGUCAUGUUCAGGGGCCAUGUUGUGUAUGUAUUGAGAUGUAAAGCCUUUGAAUGUGAAUAAUUAUUGUAAACUAUAAUAUUUUACAGCUUUUUUUCUUACUAUAUCAUACAUUUUCUAUUUGCUCAGUGAUUUAAUCAUAUUCUGAUAAUUUAAUGAACCUGUUCAUUCUCUCUCUGAUUAUUUGUGCGCUAGGUCAGUAGAUGUUGAAUGAUGAAUUUUCCACUUAAUGCUUGGUAGUCCAGUGAUUAAAGCAUGUAGGGAUUUAGGCAUACAAAUAAA